Messenger RNA from Cinara cedri, 1944 nucleotides. The record is from the annotation of a GenBank genome assembly. NCBI's taxonomy places the organism in Eukaryota, Metazoa, Arthropoda, Insecta, Hemiptera, Aphididae.
AUGGAACAUGAUUUUUACUAUGAAAAACAUAAAGAUACCAAAUCUAGACAUAAAGCUAAUUUAAUUUUAGAAAAUAUUGCAAAAGAUAUAUACAAAAAUCCUGAAACAUCUUUGAGUGAAAAAACAGCAGCUUUUGUAACUAGUAAUAUAAUGAAAGUAAAAAGAAAAUUAGGAAUGGGUCUUAUUUAAAUAAAAAGAUUAAUAUUUUGUACAAUAAAUGAAUCUUAAUUUAAACGAUGCACAAUUGAAAAAAAUUAAAUCUGCAUAUAGUUAAAAAAUAGGUGUAACGAUACAGCUUGCAAACAAUCAAAUUGGAACCGGAAAUCAAAAGUUUAAUUUAACCGAAACACAAAUAAAAAAAUUAAACAAAUCUAAGAAAGAAAAAAAAGGAUCGAGGUUAGAAUUGAAAUAUGAAUAAAUUAAACAAGGUGGAUUUCUUCCAAUUCUUUUUGUUUGAAUAGGAGCUGCAAGUGCAUUAGCUGGGGAAUAAGUUUAAUGGCAAAUACUAUUAUAGAAAGAAAACAUAAGAUAGCAGCGGAAAAAGAACAAGACAUAAUAAAGAAAUGGAAAAAAUUUUCAAUAAUGUUAAAACUCUACAAGUUGGAUCUGGAAUUAAAAAGAAGAAAAGAUAUUAUAGUACUCCUGUGAUAAAAAAAAGAAAAUCAGUCCAUUAACUAAUUUCAAUAUCAUAAAAGCUGGUAAAAAAAUUUUUUGGAAGAUGUUUUGAGAGAUGAAUUACCUAUAGAAACUUUAACGAAUGGAUGUGGAAUAUUAAAUUUAAAUAAUUCUGGUCAAAAGGGAUCACAUUGGGUUGCAUGGAUAAAACAUGAAAAUUUAAACAUUUAUUUUGAUUCUUAUGGUAAUGCCAAUCCACCAAAAGAAUUAGUAAAAUAUUUAAGAGAAAAUAAUCUUAAAAUAACACCUAGAAGAUUUCAAGAUAAUAAUCCGCCUAUUUGUGGAUAUUUGUGUUUGGUUUUAUUAAAAAUUAUAAAAAAUAUACCUAAAUUAUAUAUCUAAAUCUUUUUUAUUUUUUUUAUCUUUUCUAUAAUAAAUGGAAAGUAUUUUUAAUAAAUAUAACAAUCAUAUUAUUCGAUCACAAUAUAAAACAUGAAGCAACAUCAGAAACAAAUUUUAACAGAGAUGGGGGUGUUAAACCUUUGAAAUAGAAGGUUCUGAUAGCUUUCUUGAUAUUAAACAUGUAAAAUAUAAUAUUAGUAGAAAAUAUUUAAAAAAUAACAAUACUGAAUAUGAAGCUAAUAGCAAUGUUCAAUUAGAUGAUAAUUUUGUUGCAUUUUUAUUUUCACAAAUUGAAGUAACAAAAAAUGGAACAUUAAUAGAUCAAAUUGAAAAUGUUGGUAGAUCAAGGAUAAUCAAAGGAUGUGUUAGUUAUUCUUUAAAUUAAAAUAGACCAACAAUUAAUUCUGGAUUUCAAUCAAGAUUUACAGGUGGGUGAAGAUUCGAAGCUGUUGGGAAUUUGUAUAAUCUAUGUUUAGGUUUUUUUUAAAGAUAUUAAAUAUCCAAUUUUUAAAGGAAGAAUUAAAAUAAAUUUUAGGAGAACUUAAGACGAUGAUGCAUUUAUAUAGAUGGAUUUCUUCAACUUCUGCAGCAUCUGAUGUUGGAAAAGUUAUUAUUGAGAAUUUUGAGAUUACAAUCUCAUCAGUGGAAUAUCAAGAAAUUUAUAAAAUACAAUUAAUAAAUGAAUUAACAAAAUUAUCUCAAGGAAAUAUUAACAGGUUAAAUUUUAAACCUUGGCAAUGUAUGGAUGAAACCAAUUUGAAUGGUAAAACAUUCAAGAGAAAUAUUGCAAGUACAUAUAGAAACGUUUAUAAUCCAUUAUUUGCAAGUGUAGCUUUCCAAACAAAUGGAUUAGAAACACAAUUAAGAAAAGCUUCUGUUUUUGAUCAUUGUAAUGUAAAAAAUAUUUGGCUAGAAAUUGAUGGAUAG